Messenger RNA from Orbicella faveolata, 2164 nucleotides. RefSeq names its product afadin- and alpha-actinin-binding protein B-like. The record is from RefSeq and is a predicted model, not a curated record. Gene Ontology annotation, biological process: intraciliary transport involved in cilium assembly. NCBI's taxonomy places the organism in Eukaryota, Metazoa, Cnidaria, Anthozoa, Scleractinia, Merulinidae. Gene Ontology annotation, cellular component: ciliary basal body; centriolar satellite.
CCUGGUUGGUUUUGCCGGAUGUUUUAAAAAAAUACUCGUUAAUAAUUCAUGUUCACAAGAAGUAGUCUAAUUUUAGGUCGUAAACCGCUUGCUAAUUUUCAGGCAAAGCCCACAAACGGGAAAACAAGAGCUUUACGAUCCGUUUGCCGCAGGAGGCUUGUGAUCAUCGAUGUCCAAUGCCGCCUGCACGAGGCUUGAAACUAUGAAUGAAAAGGGUCAAGAUUGGGGCGAUUUUGUCAACCGUUACACCUCGCAUUCUUCGCGGCACUCAAGCCCAGAAAGAGAGCUAGAUUACGGAGAUAUGAGGCUAACUCCAUCACCAAUCUCGCCUGUGUUUGGUACCGCGGAGAAGCAAUUCUGCAGGAGAGAUAAUAUUGACCAGUGUAUCGCCUAUUUGAACCAGGAACUUGGUGUUCUUGGCUUCUCGUCACUGUUCACACCGUCGCGCAAUGGAAGAGGGCCACCUGAUACAUUUGACAUUGUCAAAUUAGUAAACAGUACUUAUGAACUCUUGCAGCAACAGCAACGAAACAUGAAACAGUUGACAGAUCUUGAGCAGAAGAAUCUUCGAGCAGAGUGUGAUAAUGAACACCUUAUGCAGACCCAGAACAGACUCAAGGAGCAAUUAGAAUCAGCUCAGAGAGAGAUUGCUAUGAGAAAUGAAAGAGAACGACAACUACAGGGAAAACUUCUAAAGGCAAAGGAAGAACUCAAGUUAGAGAGAGAGGAGUUAAAGAAAACCAAAGCCAACUCACUUCAUAUACAGAAACAGUUUGACCAUGAAACAAGAAAAAAAGAAAGGGAAUUCAGCAAGCUCAAGGAAAGAAUUCAUCAACUUCUCACAGAUAAAAGCCAGGAGAAGAAAGUGGGACUGGACAUUUUAAAUUUGAUAAAUAGACCAGCUGGUGGACAGCGAGCAAUGUGGAAGACAGGAUCUGCUAAAAAUGAAGAGGAAAUGUACAGAAUGCUUAUCACAAAUUAUGAGGAAAGGGAAAAGGAGCUAAUGGUUGAAAACAAUGAUAUGCGGGAAACACUUCAAAAUAUGCAGACAGAACUAAUAAAUCUGCUGAAUCAACAGAAUAAUGAUUAUGAAACUAAUACAGAGGGUGGUGAAGUUAGCGAGCCAGGUUCAGUGGAUGAACUAUCAACAGGACAUUUUAACAUGCCAUAUGACAUGGUUAGAGAAGGGAUUGAGAGUAGUUUGAGAGAAAAGUGGAGAUUGCUUAAGUCAAGGUUUGAAGAAGCAAACAAAGGAACAACAAAUGGUUCUGCUUCCACAAAGCCAGAUGAAGUUUUAAGGUUAGAAAAACAGUUAGAGGACUAUAGGCAUGUCGUGGAACGACAAGAAAAUCUUAUACAGUCCUUGCAAUCAAAAGCAAAUAGUCCUGCAAAAGAUUCUUCGUUCUUGACGGACUCUCAGUUGUGUGAGGAUCAAGAGAAGGUCGAGUCAGACAAGCAGUUCUUUGCUGAGCAAAGAGCAGCACUUGAGAACGAGCGGAGACAACUGACUGAUGCCGCAGUGAAACUGGGACAUGAGAGGAAGAAGUUUGAAGAGGAACGAACUUCCUUUUACAAACAGCAGCUUUUGACGCCAUUAAAAAAACAGUCAUUCGAAGGAAGAAAGUCAAAAUCACCUGAUGGUCCUCGGCUUCAGUUCAGUGCUGUGUCGUUUUCGCCGGCUCCAAGAGGCGUUCUCUUAUCCGAACCAAGAGUUUCUCCUAAUGUUCCGCGGGAAGGACCCGUAGAAAUCCCGAACACAGAAGAGCUUUAUAAAGCUUUAUCAUUACGGACAGAUAAGUCACAGAUUAUCAACGAAUUCAACGAAACACCUCUCAAGGGCUACUCCGAGGUGGAUGGAUCCGCGAGAAGAUCAUCGCCCACGAGACAGCCAUCCAGCGGUGAUUCACUGAAAGAAAACCAAUGUGAUUCAAAUACCGCGGACGAAAGACAAGCUAGGAGAAUCAAUGAGCAUGCGCGCAAUGUCAAGAAAGCUCUGCAGAUGAAAAGGAGUUCAUCUGGUGAUUUAUGAGGGGUGACGUCAGUUGACGUCAUGUCACGUCAAUUGACGUCAUGCUGACGCCACUUUCUCGUCAAGCCAUCAAGGAAGUUGCAGUUCCACAAAAGAGAAGAAAAAAAUUUCCGAGCCUUUACAGAAUGGAGUAGA